Molecule: messenger RNA, 1440 nt
Organism: Mercurialis annua (annual mercury)
Lineage: Eukaryota; Viridiplantae; Streptophyta; Magnoliopsida; Malpighiales; Euphorbiaceae
Product: metacaspase-1
Exons: 5
Coding region: 149-1264 (371 amino acids)
Biological process (GO): proteolysis
Molecular function (GO): cysteine-type endopeptidase activity
Source: RefSeq, a predicted model, not a curated record
UUUGGCAUAAAAAAGAAUAUUGUUGCGUUCAUCGUCUGAUUAAAACUCUGACCGAUAUUCUUCUUCUUGUUGCUGUAUACCUCUGACUUGAUCUUCUUCAUUAGCUUAAGCGUAAAUCUCUCCUAUCGCAGUAAAUAGCUAUUAAAUCAUGAAUAUGCUCGUCGACUGCUACAAUUGCCGGACUAGGCUUCAGCUCCCUCCCGGCGCUCCCUCCAUUCGCUGUGCGAUCUGCCAGGCUAUUACUCACAUCGCCGAUCCUCGAGCUGCUCCUCCUCCGCCUUCUUCUUACGCUCCUCCACCUCCUCCUCCCCUGUCAUCUCCUUCUCCCUACAAUCACGCUCCGGCAGGACCUCCUCCAAACGCCCAUGGAAGAAAAAAGGCGGUGAUAUGCGGCAUAUCGUAUAGGUACUCGAGACAUGAGCUCAAAGGUUGCUUAAACGACGCCAAAUGUAUGCGCCAUCUUCUAAUCAACAAGUUUCACUUUCCUCAAGAUUCUAUCUUAAUGCUCACUGAAGAGGAAACGGACCCCUACAGAAUUCCUACUUUACACAACAUGAGGAUGGCGUUACACUGGCUUGUACUAGGUUGUCAACCUGGAGACUCCCUGCUUUUUCAUUACUCUGGCCAUGGUUCCCGCCAAAGAAACUAUAAUGGCGACGAAGUUGAUGGAUAUGAUGAAACUCUAUGCCCCCUUGAUUUUGAAACACAGGGUAUGAUUGUUGAUGAUGAAAUCAAUGCAACAAUUGUCAGACCGCUUCCGCAAGGUGUUAAGCUCCACGCUAUAAUCGACGCUUGUCAUAGUGGCACCGUCUUGGAUUUACCCUUCCUUUGCAGAAUGAACAGUAGCGGUCAAUAUGUGUGGGAGGAUCACCGUCCACGAUCAGGCAUGUGGAAAGGAACAAGUGGUGGAGAAGUCGUUUCCUUUAGUGGUUGUGAUGAUCAUCAAACCUCUGCUGACACAUCUGCUUUAUCAAAGAUAACAUCUACAGGUGCAAUGACAUUUUGCUUCAUUCAGGCCAUUGAGCGGGGUCAUGGAACUACAUACGGAAGCAUUCUCAAUUCGAUGCGUGCUGCUAUUAAGAGUGCGGGUGGUGGUGGUGGUGGUAUGGACCUUGGUGGUGGUACUGUAACAUCUCUUCUCACCAUGCUUAUGACAGGUGGUAGUAGUCUUGGUGGUGGUGGUGGUGGUGGUGGAUUAAAACAGGAGCCACAACUGACCUCCUGCCAGCCGUUUGAUGUAUACACGAGACCUUUUACUUUAUGAAAUUGCUCGACAAGUAGUACACUUCAAUUGUAAUGGAGUUCAAAAGAGAAAUGGGUGAAUAUUUAAAGGAUCGCUGAAUGGUGAAAGCAUAUUGCAGCCGUUGAUAGCAGAUGCUGCUGCAUUCAUUCAAAUUCUUAUUUCUUUUCAUAAUGCUAAAAGUGUUUCCAAGUUUGUUU